AUUUUCCCCUCUCUGACCACAGCAACAAUGACUGCUGAUUUCUCUUAAGACGCUUCAUGCCUUCGUUAAAACCGCAGGCAUGCAGCGCCGAGUCCUGCCCUUCUGGCCAGUUGAGAUCACAACCUUUGUCAUGUCCUGCGCCGACCAGCGAGAUCUGCCGGCAGUUUCCCAGUUUUCAGCAUGGACCAAAAAACUGCCUUGCUGAAAUUCCUCAGAGAAGUUCAGGGCAAGAAAUCCACCAAGGACGAGAAUAUUGCUGGGGAAUUUCAGAGACUGAAAAGGCAGUCGGUGAAAAACAAGCAUGACAAAAUCUUCCCAUCGGGUCAUGCAGAGAAGCAAGAGAAUGUCAAGAAGAAUCGCUACAAGGACAUUAUACCCUUUGAUCACAGCCGAGUGCAGCUGUCACUGAUAAUUUCCGACAAUGAUUCUGAUUACAUCAAUGCAAGUUUCAUCAAGGGUGUAUAUGGACCACAAGCCUACAUUGCAACGCAGGGCCCUUUGCCGCACACAGUGAUAGACUUCUGGAGAAUGCUAUGGGAGUACAAUGUUGUAGUAGUUGUCAUGGCCUGUCGUGAGUUUGAGAUGGGACGGAAAAAAUGUGAGCGAUAUUGGGCCAGUAAAGGAGAAGAUCCAUUCUGUAUUGGGCCUUUCAGUAUUGCUUGUGAACAAGAGGAUGUAAAACCAGAAUAUAUUAUCAGAACAUUGCAAGUUCAUUUCCAAAAUAUCAAUCGGACGAUUUAUCAACUUCACUAUGUCAAUUGGCCAGAUCAUGACAUUCCAUCUUCAAUAGAUCCCAUCUUGGAACUGAUUGUGGACAUGCGCAAGAUUCAGCCGCACGAUGAUGUCCCCAUCUGUGUCCACUGCAGUGCCGGCUGUGGAAGGACAGGUGUGAUAUGUGCCAUUGAUUAUACAUGGAAGCUGCUGAAGGACGAGAUAAUUCCAGAAAAUUUCAGUAUUUUUGACUUGAUUCAAGAAAUGAGAACUCAGAGACCAUCAGUUGUACAAACCAAGGAGCAGUAUGGGUUGGUCUACAGAGCAAUCAGUCAUCUAUUUGAGAAGCAGCUAGAACUCUUAAACACCAAUCCAAGUUUCAGUAUUGAUGAGCAGGUUGAUGAGCUGCCUGUGACGUUAGAGAGACCAGAGAGGCCACCAAGAUCCAUCAAAAUGUUGACAGACUCACCUUGUCACAGGUCAUCAAAAGAGGAAAUUUCACAAUUCACGGCACUGGACUUGCUAUCAGAGGAUCAGUCAGGAUUCUUCCCUAUUAGACACAGCCAAUCUCAUGGAAUAAUAUCAGACUCGAACAGUAGCUCCAGUAAAUGUGAAGAUAUUUUUCAACACAUUCAGGACCCUCCUUCGUGUGUUGUAGGAUGCCCUCCCGAGAGAGGGCCAGAGAAUCAGAUGAGCCUGGGUUUUGACAGGACCACUGAAAGGACGUCAUGGGGUAUAUUAUCCCAGAACUUGGAACAACUGCCUCAUCACACAACGGAGUCUGCAAGCAAGUCAUACUUAACCAGGGCCAAAUCAAAUCCAUUUAGCAUCACCAGUCAGGAUCCCAAUGAACCAAAUGCAUCACUGGAAACCAAAGAACAAAACCACCUGGGUUCUUUAGAAUUGCUGAGUAUCUUUUCUAAUGAUUCUCCCUCAUCCAAAUGCAAUAGCUUACCGCCAGUUGGAAAAAAGAGGAGUCCCUGUCAUUGGGAAGCUGCUCAAGAAGACAAUACCAAUGUUCUUAAAAACACAAGGAGCCAAUCCUUCAUGCACCUUAGUUCCCAGGACAUUUUCCCUAGUACCUAUUCUACCGAAGAUCCUUAUUUUUCACCUUCUGGCUUGGCAGCAGAGGACAGCACGUUCUCCUGUCCAGAUUUAAUCUGCCAACACCUGGACAGUUUGGUGUCGAACAAGUACAGGUCUGAGAACGAGUAUAGUGAGUUGCCAUCCUGCGCAAGUUACUUUGAACCCUUUAGUGCCCAGCACAUGGAGGAAGGGUGGAAUCGUCGUAGCCUUGCUGAAUCACAAGUUGUGAAAGAAAAUGAUUCUGAUGAAGAAACUCCCCCUCCUCUGCCAGAGAGAACUCCGGAAUCCUACAUUUUGCCAGAAACUCCUGAGCCAGCGCCCGUUCCUCCGGCCUCUUUGAAAGUUGGGACAUCUUUAGAGUGGAGUGGCCACACCCAGGCAGACCACUUCACGGAAUCCACUAAUGUGAAGACGCGGAGUAAGAGUUUGAAAUUGAGGGGCUUUAGGAAGGAUAGGAAGGCUGAAUCGUUAGUACUUCCAAGUUCAUUAAAUUUGUCACAGUGUGCCUCCAACUCAGCUCCACCUCCUGAGAUGUCCUGUCCCAGAUCAUCACCUGAUGCGAAUAAGCUCUUCACGAGGAGCAAGAGUAUGAAAAUUCUACGGAGUAUGAAGAAAACGAUAAGCAGCGUUCCUGCACUGUCUAGGACUCCUGUGGCUGAACCAAGCACAGAACAGAGCCGCUUCUUUCUAAACUUUGGGUUCAAGAAUCGCUUUGCGAAACCAAAAGGAGCAAGAAAUCCUUCCCCAGACUGGGUCUGACACUACCCUCAGUGAAUUCUUCCCACAGCCAGAAGCUGAAAGCAAUGAUGCACAAGGCUGGGGUUGUCUUCUGAAUUUGUUCCUCCAGACCCCCAUUUCCCAUGGGAUGAGAAGUUCUGUCUUGCAAGUGAAAAGCAGAAUUCCUGUUCUUCCUCAUAACAACAAAGCACAGCUGAAAGCAAAUUCUCCAAAAUCAUUUACUUCAUAAACAGGCCACUGAACAGAAAGAAUGAAUCCAUGACACUUUGCUAAAAGGUUCUGACUCCGGUCUACUUGAUGAAGCAUAGAUUCAUAUUUCAAGAACCACAGGGUUACAAUCAAUUAUGAACAUAAUGAACUGCACAAUGACACUGGCGUAUCUGAGGUAGAACACAAAGUGAGAGAUUUGGAGUCUUCUUCCUUUUCAUCUGGCUUUGAUUAUUUUCCAAACACAGACAUUUUUCAGUGGUUGGGAAUGAAUCUGCUGUGAACAUGCUGUAAACUCCAUCACAUCAGUAAAGAAUGGCUGGGAUUUGUAUUUUCA
This is a messenger RNA of Hypanus sabinus (Atlantic stingray), 3079 nucleotides long. RefSeq names its product tyrosine-protein phosphatase non-receptor type 22-like. The coding region runs from base 181 to 2556 and encodes 791 amino acids. Gene Ontology annotation, molecular function: non-membrane spanning protein tyrosine phosphatase activity. Gene Ontology annotation, cellular component: cytoplasm; nucleus. Gene Ontology annotation, biological process: peptidyl-tyrosine dephosphorylation. The transcript has 21 exons. NCBI's taxonomy places the organism in Eukaryota, Metazoa, Chordata, Chondrichthyes, Myliobatiformes, Dasyatidae. The record is from RefSeq and is a predicted model, not a curated record.